Messenger RNA from Perkinsus marinus ATCC 50983, 1071 nucleotides. RefSeq names its product thermitase, putative. The transcript has a single exon. The coding region runs from base 1 to 1071 and encodes 356 amino acids. The record is from RefSeq and is a predicted model, not a curated record. Gene Ontology annotation, biological process: proteolysis. Gene Ontology annotation, molecular function: serine-type endopeptidase activity. NCBI's taxonomy places the organism in Eukaryota, Perkinsozoa, Perkinsida, Perkinsidae.
AUGAAACUCCUCGUAACAUCACUCUGGUUCUUCUCGUGCGAGCUUCUCUACGUUGAAGCAGAAGUGGACGAAAGUGGCUAUUUCCGUGGGCUCGGUCCUGUGAACGGCGAUCCUAACGACAAAUUCUAUUACAUGCAGAAGGCUUAUCUUGAGGCCAUCUCUAUACCGGAGGCUUGGAGUAUCCUGGAUCCCAUUGCCAAGAGAAGGCCUGUGACCAUCGCAGUUAUUGACGACGGAAUCGAGGCCACUCACCCUGACUUGGAGGGUACCGUCAUCAAGGGCUACAACGUCAUUGAUAAGAAUUAUGAUACCAGUCCUCGAGGACAUCAUGGAACCAGCAUGGCUGGCAUCAUUGGUGCUAUCAGAAAUAACAUGAUCGGUUUGGCGGGCAUUCUGGACAGUGUGCGCAUACUGCCCAUAUUCGACGGUGAAGCUCCGAGUUUUCCCGCAAUGGUGGAUGCUUUCACCUACCUGAUCAAUAAGAGGAAAGAUGAUGUGAAAGUUAUUCUCAUGACGGAAGGUUCCGAUUCAGAGAGUUCCCAAGCCCUUACCGACAAGAUUCAGGAAGCAAAUGCAGCUGGCAUGCUCGUUGUCGUCACGGCAGGGAAUAAGCACCGCGAUUUGGACAUAAAUCCAGACUUCCCUUGUUCCUUCGGCCGUUCACCCGCUGAUGGAGUGUUAUGUGUGGCUGCAACGUAUGGUCCCAACAUGCAGCUUACGGAUGGAAGCAAUUUCGGUUCAGCUGUUGACAUUGCCGCUCCAGGUAACGGAAUAGUUACAACUGAUCUCAAAGGGGAGUAUGCCACAGGUAGGGGCACUUCGCAUGCCGCCGCUAUUGUAGCAGGUAUAGCUGGGAUGCUCUACAGCCUUGAACCUUCUCUGAAGGCUAAGCUGACCCCUGCUUACAUCAAAAGUAUCAUCAAGGAUACGGCCACCCAAGGUGUCAAGGACAGUAAAGGGGUAGAGACCCUUACCUUCGGCCGCGUGAAUGCUGCGGCGGCUGUCAAGAGAUACUUGGGAGAAAAAGGUUUAAUUUUCGCCCUGACUCGUCUCAUGAUGAUGGAGUCAUGA